AUGAAUGACCAGGAAGAUAAGCCGACGACCAUUGUCCACGAGAAUGACACCAAUCGCCCCGCGGAAUGGACCCUGAAAAGUGUUCUCCCAGAUACCGGCAAACCAUGGUACAAGGAGCGUCAUCUUUUGCUCCUCAAUCUUGGGAUGAUCAUUCCGUAUCUAUCCUCGACGACAAAUGGCUAUGAUGGAUCCAUGCUCAACGGCCUGCAGUCAAUGAGCCAAUGGCAGAACUUUUUCGGCCAUCCAACUGGUAGCCGCCUGGGCUCACUUUCCAACGGAGUGAUCUUCGGUCAGAUCCUCGCUUUUCCUAUUGCUCCUUGGCUCUGUGACCACAUGGGCCGACGAUUCCCAAUCUUCAUCGGAUCGGCGCUCUUGGUCAUUGGAGCCGUUCUUCAAUGUGCCGCGCAGAAUUACGCUAUGUUUUUGGUCUCCCGUAUGGUGAUUGGUUUCGGUGGUCUGAUCGCCGUCGAAGCAUCCCCGAUGUUGGUUAGUGAAUUGGCGUAUCCGACACAUAGAUCUGUAUUGGUCGGCUAUUACAACAACUUGUGGUACCUGGGAGCAUUGCUCGCUGCAUGGAUCACAUACGGAACCUAUUUCAUGGGUCCAAGCAUGUCAUGGUCCUGGCGCAUCCCCUCCCUUUUACAGGGAUUCUUUCCCCUGUUGCAAGUGCUUUUCGUCUAUCUUCUUCCCGAGUCGCCCCGAUAUCUUGUGCAGAAAGACCGCUACGAGGAAGCCCGAAAGGUGUUGACGAAGUACCACGCUGGUGGAGACGAGAACUCCGCGCUGGUCGACUUUGAGAUGAAAGAAAUCAUAUUAUCAAUCCAGACCGCGAAAGGAGCUUCUACAACUGGGUAUCGAGAGUUCCUAAGCACACGCGGCAACUUGCAUCGCCUUUUUAUCAUCAUUGCAGUGCCCUGCAUGAUGCAGCUCUCGGGCAACGGUCUGACCUCGUACUAUCUUCACCUGAUUCUCAACUCGAUUGGCUUGACCUCGGAUCCCCAGCAGCUCCGCAUCAACGGUGGCUUGACAGUGUUCAACCUUGGAAUCUCAAUCAUUCUAGCCUCGUUUAUGGAAAUAGCUGGUCGACGACGCCUGUUCCUUUUCUCAACCGUGGGCAUGCUGGCCUGCUUCGUGAUCUGGACAGUUUUAUCCGCAAUCAAUGAACAGCGAGAUUUCAAAGAUAGCAGUCUCGGCAGUGGGGUAAUCGUGAUGAUUUUCAUGUAUCAGCUUUUCUACAACGCCGGUCUCAAUGGGCCCCCCUGGGUCUACGUUACUGAAGUACUUCCUACCCACCUUCGUGCCAAAGGAACGAAUAUCAUGCAGAUUGCGUCGACAUGUGCCAUUCUCUUCAAUGGAUAUGCCAACCCCGUGGCAAUGGAUGCGAUCAGCUGGAGAUACUAUAUUGUUUAUUGCUGCGUUAUUGCCGUUGAGAUCGUUCUUGUUUAUUUUGGCUUCCCUGAGACCAAGGGCCGCAGUUUGGAAGAGGUUGGGUUGAUCUUCGAUGGAGACAAGGCCUUCGGUGAGGUCCAGGAGAAGGAAAACUCAGCUGAAGCUUGA
This is a messenger RNA of Penicillium concentricum, 1557 nucleotides long. Its product is annotated as sugar porter family MFS transporter. The transcript has a single exon. Gene Ontology annotation, cellular component: membrane. Lineage: Eukaryota; Fungi; Ascomycota; Eurotiomycetes; Eurotiales; Aspergillaceae. Gene Ontology annotation, biological process: carbohydrate transport; transmembrane transport. Bases 1 to 1557 code for a protein of 518 amino acids. The record is from RefSeq and is a predicted model, not a curated record. Gene Ontology annotation, molecular function: carbohydrate:proton symporter activity.